AUGGAUUGUGAGCCAAGUAACAAACGGCAACGUCCCCAGCCAAAAAAGCCAAGACACCACGGUCCACUUGAUAGGUUUGUCACUUCUACACCUCCCGAUAUAUUGAAAGUUGUGAAAUAUGCCACAUUGUUAUUUCAAUUGCUUGAUAAGAUAGUUGAGGAAGUAGGAGAAGAAAAUGUUGUCCUAGUGGUCAUGGACAAUGAAUCAAACUAUGUGAAAGCUGGAAAAUUACUUGAAGCUAAAAGACCAAAUCUUUAUUGGACUCCAUGUGCAGAACAUUGCAUUGAUCUAAUGCUUGAAGAUCUUGGGAAAAUGGCAAAUGUGAAGAGCGCUAUACAAAAGUGUAUAUUCAUGAAUGGCUAUAUUUAUAGUCAUAUUCCUCUUGUGAACAUGAUGAGGAAUUUCACAAAUCAAAGGAAUUUGCACAGACCGACGAUUACAAGAUUUGCAACAACUUUCAUCACGCUAGCACAGUUUCAUAAGCAAAAAGACAAGUUGAGAAAGAUGGUUCAUUCUGAAGAAUGGAAUAAUUCCAAGUGGUCAAAAGAAGCAGGAGGAAAUAAAGUAAGAACAUAUAUUUUGCAAGAUAGUUUUUGGAAGAAUGUUUUAUAUGGGCUGAAGUUGGCAGGUCCUCUAGUACAAGUUCUUCGAAUGGUUGAUGGAGAGAUAAAGCCUCCUAUGGGAUACAUGUAUGCAGCCACGGAUCAGGCAAAGGAGACAAUUAUGAAGUCUUUCAACUGGAGAGAAGAACACUACAAAACUGCAUUCGAAAUUAUUGACAAAAGAUGGGAGUGUCAACUUCAUCGUCCUCUUCAUGCAGCUGGCUACUUUCUCAAUCCAGAAAUCCAAUAUGGAAAAUAUGAUGAUGCAAACUGUGAAGAAGUGUUGAAAGGUUUGUAUGAUUGUAUUGACAGGUUGGUUCCAGAAAUUAAGACUCAAGACAAGAUAAUGUCUGAGAUAGAUGAAUUUAAAAAUGCAACUGGUCUAUUUGGUUAUCAUAUGGCUAUAAGGCAUAAAGCUACAAAAUCACCAGCGGAAUGGUGGUCUUCUUAUGGAUCUUCAACUCCACACCUCCAAAAAUUUGCCAUAAAAGUUCUUAGCCUCACUUGUAGUGCUACUGGUUGUGAAAGGAAUUGGGGUGUUUCUCAACUAAUUCAUACCAAAAGAAGGAACAGAUUGUCCCAAAAUCGAUUGAAUGACAUGGUAUUUGUGAAAUACAAUCGUGCUUUGCAACGUCGAUACAAGAGGAAAGACAUUGUUGAUCCUAUUCUCUUAGAAGAAAUUGAUGACAGCAAUGAGUGGCUUACUGGGAGAAUGGAUGGGAGCUCUGAUAAUGAAGCAGCUGCCUCAAGUAGAUUUGAAAAAGAAAAAGGUAUCGCUAGUACUUCUAGUGGUUCAAGAGCAUUUCGUAAACCACCUUCUAGUGGUAUGACUUUGGUUGAUGAAGAUGAUGAUGAUGUGGAAGAGGAUUUUGGUGGAGGAGAGCUCUUUCAAGAUACUCUUUUGGAUCGUGAUGACUAUGAGUUUGAGAAUACUCAAUUUGAUUAG
This is a messenger RNA of Camelina sativa (false flax), 1548 nucleotides long. The record is from RefSeq and is a predicted model, not a curated record. Lineage: Eukaryota; Viridiplantae; Streptophyta; Magnoliopsida; Brassicales; Brassicaceae.